Molecule: messenger RNA, 1418 nt
Organism: Bombus pyrosoma
Lineage: Eukaryota; Metazoa; Arthropoda; Insecta; Hymenoptera; Apidae
Gene: ref(2)P
Product: sequestosome-1-like
Exons: 4
Coding region: 166-1398 (410 amino acids)
Biological process (GO): endosome organization; mitophagy; aggrephagy
Cellular component (GO): amphisome; aggresome
Molecular function (GO): zinc ion binding; K63-linked polyubiquitin modification-dependent protein binding; protein kinase C binding
Source: RefSeq, a predicted model, not a curated record
AUAAGCGUCGUAAUUCGUAAUAGAAUCAUCUGGACAUUGGACAUACGACAGUGAAGCUUGGCAAGAAAACUUGUGUAUCGUGCAAAAUAAAUAGUUUUUGUGGAUUUUUACGAAUACAUAUUCACAUUUUAUUCCCAAUUGAGCAAUAUAAAUAAAUAUCCAAUAAUGUAUAAAGUAUAUUUGCAAAAUGACGACUCUUCCGUUAAAGUAGUUCGAAAGUUUGGUCUUCAGUCUAGUUCAGAGAUUCGGGGUAUGAGGGCUCAUUAUUAUGGUAUUCAUAAUUAUAAGUAUGAUUUUAAUAAGCUCUGCCAAAAAAUCGUAUCAAUAUUCCCGGAAUUAUCUAAUAAAAAGUUCACCAUUACUUGGAAAGAUGCUGAUGGUGAUAAAAUCUUAAUAUCGUCUGAUGAAGAAUUACUAAUUGCUGAGGAAGAAAUGAAACAUGCUAAGAAAAUAUAUGUCAAACCUUUUUCAUCUAAGCAACAAGUACCAAGUUCUGAGAAAGAUAAAGCAGUACAUUUUGGCGUAUAUUGUGAUGGUUGUGAUAAUGACAUAACUGGAUUUAGAUACAAAUGUAUUCAAUGUGAAGAUUAUGAUUUAUGUGCACAAUGUGAGACAGCGCAGAUACAUUCACAUCAUUUUAUGAUCCGUAUGUCACAACCAUUAGAAUCGCAUCAUACUCGAAGUUUGUUUUACCAUUUGAGAAAAGUUCUGAAAAAGAAUGGUGUGAAUUUUAAUAAAAAACAUACUUCUGAUGAAAAUAAAUCCCAAUGUAUUCAUUGUAACGCUUAUCCUUGGUUGGGAAUUUAUGCACCAUAUUUCAAUAAUUUUAUUGAUACACUAUUAGAAGCACAUACUGUUGAUCCAGAAUCUUGUAAGAGUCACAAACCUGAAGAAAGAAGAGAAUCUAAGGAUGAUACAUGUAUAGAUGAAAAUAAUUCCAGAAAAUUUCCUGGAGAAGGAAGGAAGUUACUUGAUAAUGCAAAGGGCGAUAAAGAAUCAGUUUCAGAUGUUGCAUCAAUAGCAAGUCAAGAUAGUGCUAGUACAAAGGUAGCAGCAGAUGAAUGGACUAUUAUAGAUAAAAAUGACACUACUGAAGUUAAUCAAACAUCUUCAGCUUCAUCCAAUAUGAAUGAAACUGGUAUGAAACAGACCUGUUCCUCUGCAACGGCACCACCAUUAGCAUCACAGGGAUCUUCAGCUGAAACAAUUUACCCUGAAUUACCAAGAGAAAUCAAUUGCCAAGAAAUAUAUCAUGAAAAUCCAAAAAUUAAUGAAGCUGUUAAAGCUAUGAUAAAGAUGGGAUUCUCAAAUCAAAGUGGAUUAUUGACUUAUUUGUUGGGUGUUGAAGAUGGUAAUAUUGAUAAUGUCUUGGAGAUAUUGCAACCUACAAAUAAAUGAAUAUAAAGUAUGACAUUUAA